CCAAAAUGUCUAUUGCUUUGCUUUUUGUUUAUUAUGAAAAAACUCUAUAUUCUUAACUUCUACUUACAGGUAUCAUAGAUAAAUAAUACUACUAAUACUAAUAAUAAUAAUGGAUUCAGAUGAGACGAUGGACAUUGAAAGAUUACUUUUAAAUUCUCAAGAGCCUAAAGAAAACAGUAUACAAGAGAACGUAUUAGCUAACAAAGAUAACCAGAAGAGUGAGAAGGAUGGACCCAGUGGUGACAAAUCGGAUUUUACUUUCAAAAACUUCCUGGUUUACAGGAAAAGUCACCCUGGGUCUAAAACAAAACGUGCUUUUAAAUGCUGGAAGAAAAACGGUGGCCAAGACUAUGAGGGGUACAAUUGGGUACCCCAAAAAACGUUUAAAAAAAUCAAAAAAAAUAUUUUAAAAAAACAAAUAAAAGACACACAAAAAAAUGUACGAAUAUUACAUUUUCUGGGCACUGUGAAAUCGGGGAAAUACAUUACCAUUAAUUGGUAA
Messenger RNA from Hydractinia symbiolongicarpus, 502 nucleotides. RefSeq lists its product as uncharacterized. The transcript has 4 exons. Lineage: Eukaryota; Metazoa; Cnidaria; Hydrozoa; Anthoathecata; Hydractiniidae. The record is from RefSeq and is a predicted model, not a curated record. Bases 110 to 502 code for a protein of 130 amino acids.